Cynoglossus semilaevis (tongue sole) is the source of this 6486-nucleotide messenger RNA. Its product is annotated as serine/threonine-protein phosphatase 2A 56 kDa regulatory subunit gamma isoform. The record is from RefSeq and is a predicted model, not a curated record. Gene Ontology annotation, molecular function: protein phosphatase activator activity. NCBI's taxonomy places the organism in Eukaryota, Metazoa, Chordata, Actinopteri, Pleuronectiformes, Cynoglossidae. Gene Ontology annotation, biological process: signal transduction; protein dephosphorylation. Gene Ontology annotation, cellular component: cytosol; nucleus; protein phosphatase type 2A complex. The transcript has 16 exons. Bases 1034 to 2611 code for a protein of 525 amino acids.
GGAAGCGGGAACACAAAAGUGCAGUGACGGGCGGCAGCUGUGAGUAAACAAAAACCUCGGUUCCUUUCCUUCACUCAUGACCCGUGUCUCCUCAGACCAACGCGAGCCGUGGGAAGAAGUCAGGGCGGAGGUAGGAUGACACCCAGCUGUGUGUGUGGACCGGUCACAUUGUGUGUGAGUGUGAGUGUGUGUGUGUGUACGGUCAGGGUUGGAGAGCCACUUCGGUGUGAGUCACAACAGACGGACUCGUGUUAAAACAGCCAUCUGCUGCCGCCACUGAUCCCUGCUGACACCGAGGACUCAGCAGCAGCUCAGUCAUGCCCCACAAGAGCAAGAAGGACAAGAAGAGUUCCAAUAAAAAGGUGCCUCCUUCGACUCAGCUGAUGAGGGUGAAGCAGCCGGGGUCAAACUCAGCCGUGAAGAAGGAGGUUCAGCACCUCCUCCUUCCCCCUCAGUACUAACAGAGAGCUACAGAAACUGCCUGCAGUGGCAGCCAGAGAUUUGAGGCCCCAUUUGACCUUCUCUCCCACCUCCUUUUGAUGAAGAGCCAAGCAGAGAUGACAGGAGGAAGCAACCAAAGGCUUUGAAGAUUCGGCCAGGGCUUCUCUGCCUCGCUCACACACACACACACAUUGUCGAUUGUGCCGUUUUUCCAAAUGCUUAUCCUAAAUCAGAUUACUCCGAAACGCCUGCUUAUGGUUAAAGUGUGAGAAAGGCUGAAGUUGAUCUGAUCUGAGAUCUGUGGCAGGCUCUGCCUUGCAGUUCAUAGAUGAGUAGGAGGAGCCAGACCCCAAAAUUCCAAUCUACGCCCCGCCCCGCCUGCGCCCUGUGUACCAAUCACGUUUGGCUGUCUGAAGCGGCGCCCCUCCAGAGCGGUCUGAGCUCAGCCAACGAGCGAGCGAUUCCACCGCUUACGUCACUAAGUAGCCCAGUUCCCUCCAGCGGCAGGAGCUUCAUUUUCUGAUCUGCUUUUGUGCUAAAAUGGAGGCUGGCCUCUCGCCCUGAGUGGAGCGCCUUCCUGGUCGAGGUUUAGAUGUUGACAUGCAAUAAAUCCGGAGACAGGAUGGUUGUAGAUGCGCCGAACUCCAACGGCCCUUUUCAGCCGCUGGCUCUUAUGCACUUCAGAGAUGUGGCCCCGGCUGAGCAGGAAAAGCUGUUCAUCCAAAAGCUACGGCAGUGCUGCGUUCUUUUUGACUUCCUCUCCGACCCACUGAGCGACCUAAAAUGGAAGGAGGUGAAGCGGGCGGCGCUGAGCGAGAUGGUGGAGUACAUCACCCACAACAGGAAUGUCAUCACAGAGCCCAUCUACCCAGAGGUGGUGCACAUGUUUGCGGUGAACAUGUUCAGAACGUUGCCCCCGUCGUCAAACCCCACUGGAGCAGAGUUUGAUCCAGAGGAAGACGAGCCCACACUUGAAGCAGCGUGGCCACAUCUUCAGCUUGUCUAUGAAUUUUUCCUUAGGUUUUUAGAAUCGCCUGACUUUCAGCCGAACAUAGCAAAGAAAUACAUCGACCAGAAGUUUGUUAUGCAGCUCCUAGAACUAUUCGACAGUGAGGACCCCAGGGAGAGAGACUUCCUCAAAACGACUCUCCACAGGAUCUAUGGAAAGUUCCUGGGGCUGAGAGCUUACAUCAGGAAACAGAUCAAUAACAUUUUCUAUAGGUUUAUUUACGAGACGGAGCAUCACAAUGGUAUAGCUGAACUACUGGAAAUACUUGGAAGCAUAAUCAAUGGAUUUGCCUUACCACUGAAAGAAGAGCACAAAAUUUUCCUCUUGAAGGUUCUAUUGCCUCUGCACAAAGUCAAAUCACUCAGUGUCUACCAUCCACAGCUGGCCUACUGUGUGGUGCAGUUUUUGGAAAAGGACAGCACUCUAACAGAGCCGGUGGUAAUGGCUCUACUGAAGUACUGGCCAAAGACUCACAGUCCUAAGGAGGUGAUGUUCUUGAACGAGCUGGAGGAGAUCCUGGAUGUCAUCGAGCCCUCAGAGUUUGUUAAAGUGCAGGAGCCUCUGUUUAGACAGCUGGCCAAGUGUGUGUCCAGCCCACACUUCCAGGUGGCAGAGAGGGCUCUGUACUACUGGAACAACGAGUACAUCAUGAGUCUGAUCAGUGAUAACGCAGCCAAGAUUCUGCCCAUCAUGUUCCCAGCUCUUUACCGCAACUCAAAGACCCACUGGAACAAGACCAUCCACGGUCUCAUCUACAACGCUCUGAAGCUUUUCAUGGAGAUGAAUCAGAAGCUCUUCGAUGAUUGCACACAGCAGUUCAGGGCUGAGAAAAACAAAGAGAAGGCCAAGUUGAAAGAACGUGAAGAGGCUUGGAUUAAGAUUGAGAACCUUGCCAAGUCGAACCCUCAGUUCUCUAUGUGUGUUGAUUCCUCUGACCUCAAUAGUCCUGUAGCAAUGGAGACGGAUGUCCCUUUGAUAGAAGAUGUUCAGAUGUUAAAAAAGACAGUUGAGGAGGGCGCAACUCAGUUGCAGCAUGAACAGCGGAAAGAGCGACCCAUGGUGCGACGCAAAUCUGAGUUGCCUCAGGAUAUCUACACCACAAAAGCCUUGGAGUCCCACCGCAGAGCUGAAGACAUGUUGACCGCCCACGACGGACUCUAGGUCCUGACAACCUGCUGGCUGUGCCGACCCCUGGACAGCCAUGGACAUUCUUUUGGCCCUGGUUGCCAGAAUUUAACCUGGUCACCCUUGCUGGGCUUUCAUUCCUUUCUCCAUCACCAGUUUACCCAGAAUCCUGAGUUCUAAUUCAUUCCUAGAUUAAGAAUCCAGAGAGUGCAGGCGUUCUGUGCAAAAAGUUUUGGAUUCAUCUCCCUCAGAUUUCUGCUUUCUCAGGUUUUGUUUUUUUGUUGUUUUUUUUUUUUUUUGUCCUUCAGGAGAGGAGCAGUUGUGCUGUGUUUGUGUGUCAUUUAGCUUCAUCCAGUUGUGUCUCUAUGGUUUUCUUUUCAUCUGGAUCUGGUCAGUCCUUGUCACAACGUUGUGUUCACAAAGGAUUUGACAUGGUUACAUAACUGACUCGCUGUCUAAGGAAUGUCUCACGGUCUCUGCCUGGGUUUUUACGUCAAAGGGAACAAACAAAGAUUGGUUGAAAGUAAUUUGAGGUUUUCCUCUCGCGUUCUUUCUCUUUUUUUUUCCUUGAUCAAACAGACAUUUUAUCAGUGCCAAGACCGCUGUGUUCUUAGUUUUGUUUCAUGUCUGUAGCUGUGACCAUAACAGGGACACAAGCCUUUGUUUGUAGUCAUGGAGAGUUUAUAAGCUAUUUUCCCGCCCUUAGGUUAAGCUUACUUGAGACCAAACUGAGGCCUGUCCUUAGCCUUGCGAUGUCCAGGAAAGAUGGUGAUGAAAGAGGAAGUUGUCCUGUGGACAUCUGACACUUUCCAUUUUUGUUUAUUGUUAUGUGCCAUACGCCGCUCUUUUCUCUUUUUGUUUGACGUUUGAAAAACCAGGCCAUAGUGAUUCCUAGAUGGUUCAAACAAUGGUACUCACUGUGUUUGGGCUUCACAGGCGAGGGUAUUCCUGAGUGAAAUCUGAUUUUAAUAUUGUGGUUAAUCCUUUUUGUUUUUCAUUUUUUAUUUUUUUAGGUUGCAUUAGCAAUAUACUGGGUGAUUUAUGUAUAUGUGUACUGUUUAUUCACUGGUUCGUAGCUGCUGCUAUCAAAAAGACCUAUGCUCUUUUUUUUUGUUUUCAGAGUUUGGGGUUUUAAUAGCAUUUUAAUAUAAUUUUAAAAACUUCCUUAAUAAUAAAAACAAAUUUAUUUAUUAUAAAAAAAAUAUUAGUAUUCAGUCCCCAACGUCCAGGAAAGUGUUAUUUUUUCCUCUUUUGUGCCCAUGACACAAGGAUCCAUGCACACACAGGUCAUGAUGUAUGAUCUAUUUCAUGACGCAACUAAACAAUUAUUUCAGUAAAAUCAUUGCGUAAUAUGGCAAUGUCUUUUUUUUAUCAAACAAGAAAAAAAAAAAAUACAGAAAAAUAUGGUCAGAAUCCUGACUUGGGAGGUGUUAGUUUUUUCAGUACCACUGUUGGCCAACAGGGGCAAGCUGCAAAAUUCACCCAACUGUCCAUAGAAAUGAAUAAUGUUCUCGUUCUGAAAUGACAUUUUAGUGAUUUCCUUCUUCUUCUUGUAGCAGUUUUUGUUGUCUUCUCUGUGGGGAAGUCCUCAGCUUAGCUACGGUAACUAUUACGUUUGUUUUUUUCUGUGCACUAGGAUUGCAGAAAUCGCACAUUUUCCUCAGCUGUAGGUUGACCGAGCUAACUAACGAUAGUCGUUCAACUGUAAACAUUAAGCAAAGUACGCACACAUGCACUUGCACCUACCUCUUGAAUUUUGAAUGCUAUACACUAGCAGCACAAAUACAUAUGUUACCUUUACAAAUUACAAGCAACAAUCAUAGUCUUAAAAUGUAUAAGGUGGGAAAAUGCUGGAGUUUUUUUUUUUCUAUUUUUUUUAGCCGUAAUGACAAAAUUUGUUCAGCAAGUGUUUGGCUUCAACCUCAAAGGCCUUGGAGUCGUUGUAAAUAGGAUUGUUGUUGUAAAAGUUUUGUUACAAUAUAAAGAUUUUGGUUUUUAGGGGCGUUGGGUUAUUGCAUUAUUCAAUAAUCGUAAAAAAAAUCAUUAACAGUGGGUCUGUGGGAAAACAGACUCACAGGAAUUGAAUUUCUUUUUUGUUUUAUAAUUCUAAGUUAGUCAAUGUUGUUUACAUCCAGAGGAAAGAGUUUUUCACAAAUUUCUGAGCAGCAUGCAUUAAAAAAAGCUAGUUGCAGAAGUCAGAAAUUCUACAAUGCUAACUGUUACUUUUCCCACCUUCAUUUCCGAGGUUCACCAGAGCAUCCCAUAUCUUAUUCAGGGUUUAGGUGGAUUUGGAACACCUGGUGGCGUGGACUUCAUACACACUGAUCUACAUAGGAACUCUCUAGUCUUAUUUAGACUUUUACAGUCCAGAGAAAUUACUUUCAGAAGCAAGGAAGCAGACUUUGGUUAGCUGAAACAUUCCCUGUCAAGGUGGUUCCCGCGUUGACACCUACACGUCAGUUUAAAACUGCAAUUCCUACGCAACUUCUCUUUUAACAAAAAAAAUUACAAAGCAGUAUAAUUUCCCCCACUGCUCCGAGAAUAUUAUUAUUAUUAUUAUUUAAAACCGUAUGCUUUGCUGCGUCUUCAUUAUAACAACUGCACACCCCCUGAAGGACAUGUCCCUCCCCACACUUUGGGAAGCUAGUCCUACAGGUUAUCUUUUUAAUACAGACAGUUUCACUCAACAAUCAAAAUUAGACCCUUGGGUGCACAAAAGUUAACAACUAAAAAAUAACACUUUGAGGAUUUCAGGGCUGUGUAGCAUUGAUGACCUCAGUAGCUUUACUGACAUCAAAGAAUAAAUACAGCUCUUUAUAAGAUUGACCAAAAAUAACAAGCUAGUUUAAAGGUAUUGCAUGUUUAUGUUGCUGCCACUCCCGUGUUCCGUUGUCUGCUGCGUUGAUUACGCAUUUUAGAUACGGGGGGUGUAUAGCGUUGGAUGGUAUCUUCCAGUCAGUACCAUUGUUUAAACUGAGGUCUUCUUGAUUUCUUCAUGUCUAACGUCUUGUGUUUCUUCGUCUUGUUUUUCGAGGUUUGUGGUGUGAAUGUCCAGAUUUGGAAUUGAUUUGAUUUUUUUUUUUUUUUUUUUGUCCAUUCAAAACACCCAACAUUGAAACAUCCGGAUAAGAAAUGGCCACAGAAAUGCCAGACGUUGAAAAUAAAAAAACUGACAUUGUGUCUUGGCUUGUUAACUGUAUCAAUACUGUAUUUGCUUGAAUGCAAAAAAAAAAAAUGUAAAUUAAAAAAAAAAAAAACUAUCAUGUUAAACAUGUACUUUUUACCUUGGAGGAAUGCCAUUCACCAGACAAAUUUCUGUUGAGGUUGUUGCGUUUAUGACCGGUUCUGCUUGCUGGAAAAAAUGUUUUAUGGAUUUUCAAAAAGAUGAUAGAGAUUUUUUUUUUUUUUUUUCAGUGCUGGAACAAGUCGUCCACAAUAACAAAAUAAUUUCAAACUGAUUUGGUGGCUUGUUCUCUUCCUGCGGGAUCUUUGCAGAUCUUUUAACAUGUUACUUUCCAAAAUAUGAUAACUUAAAAGUGUCCUUUUGUAUGUGACCUGUACUAUAUGAUUCAUUUAAUAUUGUAUAUAUGAUUUACCUUGUUUCAUGUAGUGUUAUAUAUAUCUAGAUUAAUUUUGUACAAAUUGUCCCUCUGUACAGAAUAAAAACAUCAAUAGCAAGUUAAAGAAGUUGAUCUGGCACAUACUGUGUGAUUUCUCCGGUCUGUACCUUUUAAAGUGGAAAAAAAAAUUAUUUUAUUUUAUUUUUUAUUUUUAAUGACAUAUUCUGCAAAGUUUCCAUCAUCCUAAAAAACAAAACAAACCAGAACCUGUUGAAGCCUGUGGUGUUCUCCUAUCACUGUCUUAAGUGGUGUACAACUAUGUAGAAUGAAUAAAGAGAUUAUUUCAAUAUA